AUGGUCAGACAACUCAAGCACCACGAGCACAAGCUCCUCCGCAAGGUCGACUUCUUCAAGCCCGACACGAAACAAGGGACCAUCCGCCAGAACGAUGUAGUGCGCCGCGUACGUCCAUCUCCCAUCUCUUCUUCAUACGAGAGACCCACCACUAACCACCACGCAAACAGNUACAUGAUCCAAAGGCCCGAAGACUACACCUCCUACAACCGCCUCUGCGGCCAACUGCGCCAACUCGCCCACCGCCUCACCCUCCUGCCCCCAGACAACGCCUACCGCCUCGCGACCGAAAAGAAACUCCUUGACAAACUCUACGACAUGGCCAUUCUCAGCGAGCGCUCCAAACUCUCUGCCGUCGAAAACAAAGUCACCGUGUCUGCAUUUGCUCGCAGACGUCUAAACGUCAUCCUCACAAGACUGCAAAUGGCUCCUGAUCUCAAGGCCGCCACUACUUUUAUCGAGGGUGGCCAGGUCAGAGUGGGUACAGAGGUUGUUACCGAUCCUGCAUUUUUGGUCACGAGGAAUAUGGAGGACUUUGUGACGUGGGUCGACUCGUCAAAGAUCAAGAGGACCAUCCACAGAUACCGCGACAAGCUGGACGACUUCGACUUGCUUUGA
Molecule: messenger RNA, 618 nt
Organism: Aureobasidium vineae
Lineage: Eukaryota; Fungi; Ascomycota; Dothideomycetes; Dothideales; Saccotheciaceae
Source: the annotation of a GenBank genome assembly